Messenger RNA from Malassezia sympodialis ATCC 42132, 1065 nucleotides. It is a transcript of the gene MRPL1, whose product is annotated as mitochondrial 54S ribosomal uL1m domain-containing protein. The record is from RefSeq and is a predicted model, not a curated record. Gene Ontology annotation, cellular component: mitochondrial large ribosomal subunit. Lineage: Eukaryota; Fungi; Basidiomycota; Malasseziomycetes; Malasseziales; Malasseziaceae. Gene Ontology annotation, molecular function: structural constituent of ribosome.
AUGGCGUGGAGCGUGAGGGCAGCGGCGGUCGCGCGCGCGGCGCUUCCGCAGCCGCAGAGCCAAGUACGAGCGAUGCAUGCGUCCGCAUGUGUGUCGAAAAAGUCGGCGCCUAGCCGCGGCAAGGCGCGCAAAAGCCCCAAGACGCUGCUGCGUCUGUUCGCCGAGGGCAAGCUCAACGGCGCCGAGGCCGCGAGGGCCGCCGCGCUGAUGGAGACGACAUCCGCGGAGGGCACUGAUGCAGGCCCCGUUGCGCAGAAGAAGCAGGACGAUAGCGUCUCGCUGACCGAGGCACGCCACAUUCUCCGCUCUGUCGAGGCAGCGCGCCCGCGCAAUGCGUAUGAGCUGCAUAUCGUGACGAGUGUGCCGCCGAACCAGACGAAUGCGUUCCGUGGGCGCAUCGUCUACCCCAAGGACCCGCGCAUCAAGGGCGAGACGGCGCUGGUGUUUGCCGACCAGGGCACAGAGGCUGCGCAGGCCGCCGAGAAGGCGGCCGCGCAGCUGCGCGAGAGCGGCUCGUCGAUGCGCCUCAUCAUUGGCGGGCACGAGAUGAUCAGCGAGGCGGCCUCGGGGCGUGUGCCGCCGUUCACGCGCGUCCUGUGUACGUCCGCGCUGCUGCCGAGCCUGAGCCGCACGCUCGCGCGCACACUGGGUCCCAAGGGUCUGAUGCCGAGUGCGAAGCGUGGCACCGUGGUGGAAGACGGCGAGGAGAUGCAGCGCGCCAUCGAGCAGCUGCUCUCGGGCGUCGACUGGCGUGGCGACCGUCUUGGCGUCGUGCGCGGCGCCGUCGGCCGCAUCUCGUUCACGGACGCAGAGCUGCGUGCAAAUGUGCAUGCGCUCCUGGACUCGGUCAUUGCGCGUGCCGCAGGCGGUCUCGCCGGCACCAAGGUGAGCGCCAAGGUCGUCGCGGGCUACGCGCGCGACCUCUCGAGCGAGGAUGCGGAGGGCAAGCCGCUCAUGCACCGCGGACCCACGCCGCUGAAGCGAGCGCUCUCUAUUGUGCAGCAGGUGCACCUCAGCUCGACGCAGGGCCCCGGCCUGCGUUUGCGCCUCGACGAUGUCCUGUAG